CGGGCGCAGAAAGCCAAGCCGCGAAGAAAGGAGGGUAAAGCAAGAACCUUCGUCUGUUACUAGCUCGCAAGUCUGGGAAGAUGAGGAGCUCUGGGAUGAUAGGGUCGUCCUCGGCGACGGCGUCGUCAGCGACAGCGUGGGCGUCGACAACCUCGGUGUCAUCGUCGGGGAAGAGGAUACAGAGGGAGAUGGCGGAGCUGAACUUGGACCCACCUCCCUAUUGCUCCGCUGGCCCAAAAGGCGACAAUCUCUACCACUGGGUCUCCACCAUCAUGGGGCCUCCAGGUACACCAUACGGAGGCGGGAUAUUUUUCCUUGACAUUACUUUUCCGGGUGAUUAUCCAUUCAAACCUCCAAAGGUCGCAUUCAAAACUCGAAUUUACCAUUGCAAUGUUGAUUCAUCCGGCAAUCUUGGAUUGGACAUCUUGAAGGAUGGUUGGAGUCCGGCUCUUACAAUUUCUAAAGUUCUUCUUGCCAUCAGAUCGAUUUUCACGAAUCCCGAUCCCCAUAAUCUAUUGGUUCCUGGCAUUGCCCAUCAGCACAUGGUGGACCGGCCUAAACACGAUCAAUUGGCUGCUGAAUGGACACUCCGAUUUGCGAAGUGAUGGAGUCUGCAACUCUUACCACAGAUGACGGGGUUGGCAAUAUGGCAUGACCUAAACAACCAAUUUGAUUUUGAGACCUGUAGAGAUGAAUAUGAUGCACGCCU
Rhodamnia argentea is the source of this 709-nucleotide messenger RNA. Its product is annotated as constitutive photomorphogenesis protein 10. The record is from RefSeq and is a predicted model, not a curated record. Lineage: Eukaryota; Viridiplantae; Streptophyta; Magnoliopsida; Myrtales; Myrtaceae. The transcript has 5 exons. Gene Ontology annotation, cellular component: nucleus. Gene Ontology annotation, biological process: protein polyubiquitination. Gene Ontology annotation, molecular function: ubiquitin conjugating enzyme activity. The coding region runs from base 81 to 605 and encodes 174 amino acids.